UGGCCAGUCGGUUGAGCGGCAGGCAUUCGAGGCGGAGAGGACAGUCGCUCUCACGGACCCGCCGCGUCACUAUCCCACCAUGGUCGCGCCAACACUCCCGGCGACCGUCAUCGCACUCGUGAUAAUCGGCGCAGCCUUGCCGCCUGUUGUGCCAUUCAGAGUGCUCGGUCUGUUCCCCUUCCAGGGCCACAGUCACAACAUUAUGUCCAAGUCCCUGAUGGAAGGCCUGGCGGAUCGGGGCCACGAAGUGGUGAUGCUGAGCUCCCUGCCGCUGAUGAAGCCCAGAGCCAAUUACACGGACCUUUCUCUGGCUGCGCAGCUGCCACCUGUCAUCAAUACUAUGACGUACGACCAGCUGGCGAAUGCUCACGGGUGAGUUCACAGCACAGUGCCCACAAGAAUGACAAGCAGGCCCACCCUUCCGCCAAACGCAGUUGCCAGCUCCACUUCGCUGCGCCGGCAAUCCGUUCGGCAGGGGCCGGGCCUGUUUGGCCUGCCGGCGGCGAUGGUCGGGCCUGCGGCCCAACCAUUUCAGCCUAGUGAUUUACUGAAGAACAUAACCAAAUAAGUAAUGAGACUGAUAAAUCACUUUGCAUAUUUGAGUGAACUAACUUCCAGCGGGGGGCCUGCGGCCCUAGAGAUUUGCUCCUUUCACAUGACAAAAAACUGUAACGGGGCAACACCGUGACUACACCCCACCCUUCUGCUCAGCUUAAGAAAAAUACAAAAAAAUGAACCAGCGCAGAUUUUA
Messenger RNA from Frankliniella occidentalis (western flower thrips), 751 nucleotides. Its product is annotated as UDP-glucosyltransferase 2. Lineage: Eukaryota; Metazoa; Arthropoda; Insecta; Thysanoptera; Thripidae. The record is from RefSeq and is a predicted model, not a curated record. Bases 80 to 376 code for a protein of 98 amino acids. The transcript has 3 exons.